UCCCUCCCGUUGAUCAACGCCGAGGGCCCGAGGGAGCGAGGGCGGCCCGGGAGAAACCUAGGAGUAAUAAGUUAAUCAAUCUCGCGCGGCAGAAUCUUCUGUCUAUUGAUCCGCGGCGAGAGAUGGAUUAACGGCCGUCAUGCGAUCGCGUGGUGGCGAGAAGGCGACGCGGCACUUCCGAGGAAACGAGACCACUGUUUUUAACCGAGUCCCGUGAGCGCGAGAACCGCUCGUAUCCGAGUCGACAAAUUCACGUCUUCGUGAACAAGAUUGCAGGCAAGAUGAGCAGCCAGUUGAAUAUAACGGUCAGGCCGGAGGUAAGACUGGACGCCAAGUGGCUGAAGACUGAUCUGCAACGAUUCCUUUAUCGCGAUGGUCUGGCCGAGUUGUGGAACGAGAUGGUACGCGACGGCGAGAUCGUCGGCUCGUUCAGCGACGGUUUGAUCAAUGCCGCUGGAAUCGUGGCGAAGAAGGGCGAGAACGGCAACUAUUACUGUGGUAUGAGAGUGUUGUCGUGUCUCUGCUGCGACGGAAUUUGUGGCCCGCAACAUGGCUGUAAUUGUACUCCGUGCCAGAAGCUGGACGAGGAAGAGACCGCGAGAACGACAGCGAUGGUUGAAAAGGCUACGUCUGCCAGGCGGAUAAUGGACUCGUGGCUCUGGGGACCGCCGCCAUCGUUGACAGACCUGAGAGGAUGCAUCGAUUUGUCGAUUAAGGAGCAACGGAAGCUGUGCUGCGAGGUCGCGAAUAGCACGUUGUCCGCGACGCGUUUGAGACAGCGCUUGAUAGUCGCUCGAAGAUAUUUCACCGCGCUGUCUCGCCAUAAGCCACAAGAGAUCAAAGAUACCUCAAGUUUACCAAAGUCUAUCGGAAAGUUACAAAAAACGCCGAGACCUAACGAAAAGGCGACCUUAGGAUUAGCGCGCGUCGGCUCACGCGCGGCCCUCAAUUUCUCGUUCGCGUACUUAAGACGGGCUUGGAGAUCCGGGGAGGACGUGGAAUUUUGUAGCGAAUUACUGACCGAGUCACUGGAAGCGUUGCAGUCGUUACCGGAGGCGACUCUCUUCGACGAGAGCAACGUCUCCCAAGUCUGGCUGGAGGUCGUAGAAAGAUCAGCAAAAUUUUUAAGACAAGUUGUCACGGGGGAAGUAACUACCGGGCGAUCAUGGCGUCCCGUGCCGUUGUCAGACCAGCACACGGCUCUUUGCUUGUUACUGGAGCUGGUUGCGCAACGAGCUACUCUUUCUAGUUUAUUAGAUUCCGUGGUUUUAUUGCUCCAUCUCAGCGGCAAACACAAAAAUCAGGACAAUCGAGUGACGCCGCCCGGUAGCACGGCACCGCUCGUCCCGCUGUUGCGGCGACUGAAUAUGAUACCAGCGACGAAAUCGCGCAGGCACCUCGACAGAAACGUCACGCCGGGACCGUGUGAAGUGCUACUCAAGUAUUUACGAUUACCGGACGACGACGCCGUGUCCGUCGACUUGAGGAAAGCCGCGGUCAUUAUAAUGUGUAACUUGAGCAGAUUGGCCGCCCCCCUUUUGCCACCCGCUAGCGCCGAGUACGGAUUCCCGAGGAACGGAAACGGCAGGCAAACGUUUCAGGAGGUGCUGGCUUGGGGCGGUGUAAAGUUUGGAAACGGCUCCACUCCGUUUUACUGCGACGCGAUCGCGGAAUUGGGCAUAAAGCAGUUGUGCUGCACCGAACGAGCGCUAAUGAUAUUGUCAUUGAAUGGCAACGUUUACAAUAUGUAUCACGGAUCCGAAACUCAGUAUCCUCAAAGAGUGCACGGUUUCUCCGACAAGUCGGUCACGAUGAUCGCGUCCCAUUCGGACGGCAAGCAUUACUUGGCGCUAACGCAGGACGGCUGCGUGUACUCCUGGGGCAACGGGGACGGCGGUCGGCUCGGACACGGCGACACCGUCUCGUACGACGAGCCGAAAUUGAUCGAGGCGCUUCUGGAGAAGAACAUCGUGUUUAUAGCGUGCGGCAGCACGUACUCGGCGGCGUUGAGCGCCAGCGGCGAAUUGUACACGUGGGGAAGAGGAAACUACGGUAGAUUGGGCCACGGUAAUUUCGACGAUGUCAUGAGUCCAACCUUGGUGACAACGUUGAAAGGUCACACGGUCACGCACGUGGCCUGCGGCAGCGGUGACUCUCAAACCUUGUGCGUGACCGCGUCUGGCAUAGUCUUCUCCUGGGGAGACGGCGAUUACGGGAAACUCGGCAGGGGAGGCACGGACGGAUCCAAGACGCCGAAGAUCGUCGACAAGGUGUUGGACAUCAACGUGGUGAAGGUGUUUUGCGGCGGCCAAUUCUCCGCGGCGCUGACGGCCCACGGGGAGGUGUACACGUGGGGCAAAGGUGACGCGUAUCGCCUGGGCCACGACAACGAGGAACACGUCAGAUAUCCCAAGGUCAUUGAAUCGUUGAGGGACAAGAAGGUCAAGGAUCUGUCUGUAGGCACCACGCACAUAUUAGCGCUGACCGAGGAUCAGUUCGUUUACGGAUGGGGUAGAAAUGAUUAUGGUCAAAUCGACCCCACGUUAGGUCCCGUUGUCCCCGAGCCUACGUUAUGCCCGACGUUAUCCUCGAAGACGGUUAUCGGUUUGGCAUCAGGCCCGACUCAGAGCUUUGCCUGGUGCAUGUCAGCGUGGUCGGGUGGAGCCAGCAGAGUGGCCUUCGUUGUCGACAUAUGCGAGGAGACUUUUCAAUUGCUCGACACACUCCUGUCCAAGUCUUGCGAGGGCCUGCCGGGAAUACGACCGCCUACGCAGGACCGCGAGUGCCUGGCGGUAGCCACGUUGAACUUGCUUCGAUUACAGCUGCAUACGAUGUUAACGCAUAACAUUGACACUAAAUCCGUCGGACUUGCAACUAGCAGUCCGCUGUUAAGCUCCUUGAAGCAACGCUGUGUUAAUCUGGCAAGUGCGACCGGGAUAUUAGCGACGAUACAGGAAGCGGCGCAGGCGGUUCUGCAGACUGGCUGGAGCGUACUGUUGCCGACGGCUAAUGAGCGCGCGAAGACCCUGUCCAGCUUCCUGCCAAAUACCUCGAACAACAUGGAACAAUCUAGUUCAACGAAUAUAUACAUAAAUAGUGGUCAGCGGUUCAUGGCCGAUUUACUAGUAUCUAGUCUAAUGGUGGAUGGCGGAUUGGAGUUGGCGUUGAAGGCUGCGAUCAAGGUGGAAAUAGCGGACAUGCCGGACGAGAAGGAUUUCCUCGACGUGGGCACGUCGAACGUCGUCAAGGCGAAGAUCGAGACGAGGCAGGCGAUGAAAGACGGUUUUAACACCGGGAAGAACAUCACGACUAUCUCUCUGCUUCAGCUGAUACAGCAGUUAAUUAGGAACGGCACGUGCAUCACGCAAUCCAGACUGCAGCAAAGUUCGUCGCAGCAGAUGGAUCGAAACGAGCAUCUUCGAAGAUUCGACAACUCGCCCAGCCUGAAUCUCCUGCUGCGUUUCCAACGUUUGCUGAUCGCGCAGGUGUACGAGUGUAUCACGCGCAAGUCACGCGCGGAAGAUCUGCACGAUCAGGAGAUGAUGGGCGCGGAAUCGCUCCUAAAAAAGUACAUUGCGCAGAUCUGCAACCACGCGACCGAGAUACUGCCGUCAGCGGCUGAGAUAGGCGGUCGUUCCGUCAAAGAUUUCAUCUCCAUCGCCGGCGUCCUGAAAAGCGACAUAAUCAACGUAUUGCUUUCCGAGCUGGUGACUUGUCUGAUAUUGCUGCAAGUGGACUACUCUAUGCUGCUCAUCGAUAUGAAUUGGAUGGAGGUAAUUGCGCCGAUUCUCGACUCGUUGGACCACUUCGUGAAACUGGCGCCGACGAUGGAGAAGAACGAAGCGGACGAUUUGUCCUGGCCGGGGAUCAUCGCGCCGCUGCACGGAAAUAAGAUACCCAUCCAGGAGGAGCCGUCGUUGAUACGGUGGGCGGACCUGGAGAAUCACAAUCGCGACGGCGGCCUCUGGGUGGUGGUGAACAACAAUGUUUACGACGUGCAGGAUAUCAGGAACGACGGCUCCUGGUCUCCUUACGAGGUGUUGCAACGGUACGUCGUCGGGCGGGACGAAAGCUCGGCGGUGACGCAAUGCGGCGCGCCGCACGGCCAGCUGUCGCCACCGAGGGGCAUGAUGGAUUCCUGCUUCGUCGGUCAUUAUUGCCAGGCCGAGCCCGACGAGAACGCACGGGUGACGAUCGAGGUGACCGACGUCUGUUCGUCCCUGCUCGACACGGAGAGAGCCCUGGGAUUUUUGCUGGGCUUGCACGCCUACCGAAUGCGACAGAGCCUGACGCUUCAGUCGGCGGAGAAAGAGGCCGGUGUGUGGCUCACCGCGAGUUUCUUGCGGGGCGGCCUGCAAGUCCUGCAACCCCCGAAUCCGUACGAAGAAGAGAAGGACGAAGCGAGGAGCAACACGUCGACCGCCGCCAACUCGCCCACGGAACCGCCGCUCCCGGUGCACGCGAAGAACGAGCAGCAGAAGGAGCACGACGACCGAACGAUCGCGUUUAUACACGCGUUAGCGGAGGCGCAUAAAACCGACGACGGCCACGUUCGAGCGUUCUUAACGAUAGUCGACAGAUACUCCAAGGCUAACAAUCUGUUCUCGCACGCUGACUUUUGCGGCGAUCAUCCAGUCGAGGAAAUCAGUCGCGUUCUAAUGGCUGUGAUUAUAAAACACCUUGGCUUGGGGCAACAAGCGCUGGCGUUAGCGGAACAGGAAUUGAAGACGGUCAACAGCGCGAAGCUGAGCACUCAGCUGGCCGACAUGGUGCGAGCGAUUUAUCAGACCAAGUGGAACCUGGUGCGGAUCAGGCAGCAACAGAAUCGCAGUUACAAGGAAGUUUGCGCGCCCGCGCAGGAGAGAUGCAGAUUUCUCUUGUACGAGGUGAGGUCCGCGACGAGUUACGAAGUUAAAGGGCUCGAGGAUCUGAAGCUGCUGCACACCGUUCCCAGAUUCAAGAGAGCCGUUCGCACGGUUCUAGCCGAUAUUCGCAAGAACAAAGAUUCGCCCGGCGGGGGCGGCGGUAAACCGGAGGACAUCCUGAACGCGUCGAUACAAAACGCCAAGACGAAAAACAAACCGGACGAGGAUACGACGGCCUCCUCCAAGGAAGGCCUGACCGCCGCGGCUUCCUCCUCCACGAAACUGGAGGACAUAUCGGACAUAAAGAACAAAAUUAUGCAGAUAACCGAGAAGAUUCGAUGCGGGCCGAUGCAUUGGGCCACCGCCGACUACAACGGUUUAAUGACGAGUAUCAUCGAGUUCGUCAUCAACGACGGCAUCAGCGGGGACGUCGAGACACUGCGCCGCGCGAUGUACUGCCAGAUACAACGCGCUCGCGUGCGGGAACAAGGUAUCUCAAUGAUGCGGGAAUUAUUGAAGAAAGACUACCUGAUACCGUCGGUGAAAUACUCGUUGCUUAACGGCUGGCUGGGCUUGACCUAUGAGAACAAGUCUCUCAGCGACGGAAUCGUGCACUGCCUGUACGAUAUACAGUUAACGACCCCGUAUCAAAAGUCUAAAGUCAUCCUGGCUGAGGCCGAGGUAAUCUCAUGGGCGGUGCAAGCUCUACGGACGUACGUCGUACAGGCGGAGUUGCCGAGCAAGCAAAAGGUCAGCGGUAAGAGCAGCUUGAAUCAAGGUACCUAUACUUGGCUGCGAAAAUUACCGAGAGCGAGAUUCCUGCUGACUAUUCUCGGCAUGCUGACCAAUCACCAGUGCGCCAACAAGAUCGGGCUGCUAGUUAAUUCGGGCCUCUUGUCGAGCAUCCUGACUUUACUGAGACAGAUCGGCCCAUCGUCGGCAAGUUUCUGCGAGGGCGGCGAGGGACAGCAAGUCGGAGAAGGCGAGACGCCGAAAAUUAAGACGGAGAUCACGGCGGUCUACGAGGACACCCUUCAGAAGAACAAACCGCCGACUGUUCAGCUUAGCGGAACGGAGCUGGCGGCGCUGAUGAAGGUCGGCACUCGGGUUGUACGGGGGGCCGAUUGGAAGUGGGGUGAUCAGGAUGGUCCACCACCUGGCGUAGGUAGAGUCAUCGGCGAGCUCGGCGAAGACGGGUGGAUAAGGGUUCAGUGGGACAACGGCGCGACGAAUUCGUAUCGCAUGGGUAAGGAAGGUAAAUACGAUCUAAAGCUGGCCGAUCCACCGACGCCGCCCGACGAUGACAGCGAUGAGACCGACAGCGAUACUUCGCUCGAUGGAAGUAAGACGGAGAACACCGGUUUCCGCGGGGAGGAUCUACACCCGACCACGUGCCUCAAAUCGGCGUCGACGAACUUGCUGCGGAUAAUCUUACUCUCCUGCGGCGUGGAAGCUGAUAAAGUACCCGCGAUAUCCAUCAAGAUCCUCACCUCCACUCUGCACGGUAUAAUAUCGACUGCGAACAGAUUCGGCGAGUCGACCACGCAUGUUCAACUGGCGAGGCAGCAUCACGAAACUUGGGCUACCUUCAGUCUUUUGAGGGCGAUCGCGAAGUCGACGGGACUGUGCAGAUCCUUGAGUUCGCAGGCCUGGCUCGACCUCCUGCUGGGUAUCGUCAUCGACGAAGCUAAGCCCUGCCUUGAGAAGCAAAUUAUGAUCACGAAACUACUGGCGGCUGUUCUGUCUUCGUGGGGAACGGAGACAGCUCUAAGCGACAGGAUACAAUUCUUGGAGAAGUCCUUCGGGAUAUUGGGUCAAGUGGCUCUUUCGUGCGAUAUCGCUGCCGGUUCCGAGCUUCACUCGAACAAGUGCCGUAUGUCCCUGACCGCAUCGUACAGCUCUACCGUAGCCGAGGAACUAACGUGGCUAAUUCGAUUCUUGCAUCCUCUUCCCGGCUGGAACGAAGCCGUAAACAGAUUUCUCUCCGCGAAAUUAGCGUUGGCGGUGGACCUCUGGAACGAUAGCUCGCUGUACCACAUACAGGUGAAUGAGAACGGUGGCGAUAAUGGUCUCAAUAUCCAACGGACGGUCAUGGCGACCCUCGUCGUCAUCGGUGGUUUGGAUAAUAGAAUAAGAAUUGGCGGCUUGGUAAAUUCUGACGGCGAGAUAGGCACCGUCUGCAAGUUUACGAAACACUCCAAGAUCGUUAUGCAGCUGUGCAAUGGCAGCGGGACGCGGAAGAUAGUGCCGUUCCACGCGGUGAAGCAGAUUAACGACAAGUUCCAGCUGGAGAGAAUGCCUUUAACAGAGGCGCUUGUGUCUGUCUGGGCCAAUCUGCUUUUAGGUAUCGCCUGUAUGGAUAAACGACCCGGCGGCAUGCCUGUCAUCGCCGGCGCCGUCAACGCCGCGAUACUACGAAGCCAGCACCAACAGCUCGCGGCUUUGAACGCCGGGAAAGCCAUGCUCGCCUACCAGUCGAAAUUGCGCAAGAUCCUGAAAUAUUCGUUAGCCAAUGAAAUCAAUGACGACGAGAGACGUACCUCCACGCUUUUGCAGGAGAUGCUGUUACGCGCCACGAAGCCGCAGCCACUGAAACCGAUAUUCCAGCGUAGCGAAUUAGAGGAGGCCGCUCUAGCGGUCUCUCAGUAUCUUGUCUCCGAGCUGAGGCAUACACCUAUCCAACGAAACGGCAUGGCUUCGGAUCCUACUACUCCUACGUCCGACUGUUCGUUGGUAUCUUUAACGUCGAGCCAGAGAAGGCACUGUAAGAACUCAACAGCGAGGAGAAGCUCGACGGCGGCGCCUGUAAACCCUUUGGUAGCUCAGUUAGUCGAAAUGGGUUUUCACAGGAAGAGCGUCGAAUUAGCCAUCAAAAGCAUGAGCGUCGCCGAGCAAGGCAACGUAACUGCGGAAAGUGUGGUGGGCUGGCUGUUGGAAAAUCCGGACGCCGCCCUCAGCGACACGGAGACCUUGUCCAGCUUGGACGGGCUGACUGACGGCAGCGACGACUCGAUUAGCGAGGAUUUAGACGAUUCUCCGUCGGGGCAAGAAAGUGCUAUGGGCGGUGGUGCACCGCCCACGUACAUGAAACGCUCGGAUUUCCUGUCGGUCGACGAGUACGCGAUUUACGUGCGCGACAACGUGGUCCCGGGUAUGCUGGUGCGAUGCUGCAAGAGCUACGAGGAGGUGGAGUACGGCGACGUCGGCUUGGUAGUGAAGAUCGACGUGGAGAACCUGCACGAUCUGAACGCGCAGGUUGCGUGGCAACGUAAGGGCAGCAUGUACUGGGUGCGCUUUAUCCACAUAGAACUACUUGGCUAUCCGCCGUCUUUGCCGGGCCCGCCGCCCGCGCUCAAGGUCGGGGAUAAAGUUAGAGUUAAGGCGUCGGUGACCGAGCCGAAGUACAACUGGGGAUCCGUGACUCAUCAUUGCGUCGGAGUGAUCACGGCGAUAACUAAUAACGGCAAGAAUGUGUCCGUAGACUUUCCGCAGCAGCACGGAUGGACCGGCUGCGUCGCCGAGAUGGAGAAGGUACCGUCCUGCCAUCAUUCCGUGACCUGCAACUUGUGCUGCCUGUCGCCGAUUUCCGGCCCCAGAUUCAAGUGCAAGUACUGCGACAAUUAUAAUCUGUGCGAGAAUUGUUUCUACACCAAGCGAUCGCAUCGGCACGGUUUCAAUAGAAUCGCGGAGCCCGGUUCGGCGGCUGUGUACGCCGGCAAGCCAGGCAGAUAUCACAGGCAGGAUAUAUCAGAGUCGUACUUGAUCGACGACUGGUCGAAGUGCAUUAGAACCUUGAGCGUGUCUUCGCGAGAAAAUUGGGCGAUGCACCUGGUGGACGGGUCCGGAAAAUACUGGCAGAGUUGCGGGUCGCAGGGUAAACACUGGAUACGCUUGGAGAUGUUACCUGGGAUCUUAAUACACUCCUUGAAAAUCAUCGUUAAUCCACAGGACAGUAGCUACACGCCUUCCAUAAUAGUGGUCAAUGUAGGAGACUCCUUCACUAAUUUAGUGGAAUUAAGAACGCUAAAUACACGUUAUUCGAAUACUAACGUUAUGUUGCUUCAAGAGAUGAAGGAAUAUUAUCCGUGCGUCGAAGUAGCGAUAAAGCAAUGUCGAAACGGCGGCAUAGACUGUAAGAUACAUGGUUUGCGUAUAAUCGGACGGCAGAAUAUGUUUGAAAAUCAGCUAACGACCUCGGUCUCUUUCCUCGCGUCUGAUUGGGAAGUCCUGCAGGAGCAAGUGGCGAUACAACGUAGCACCGAUGCACCACCUCAGCAAUCAGCCGUUUACGUUUGGGGCUUGAACGAUAAGGAUCAACUGGGAGGUUUGAAGGGAUCCAAAAUCAAGCUACCAGUGUACAGCGAAGUCCUCUCAAAGUUAAAACCUAUUCACAUAGCCGGAGGAAGCAAGACUCUGUUUAUCGUUAGUCAAGAGGGCAAGUUAUACGCUUGUGGAGAAGGAACGAAUGGUAGGCUGGGUCUAGGAGAUGACAACAACGUGUGCGAACCGAAGGCCAUACCUUUCCUGAAUCAAUUCGUGAUAAAGAAAGUGGCGGUACAUUCAGGCGGAAAGCACGCCCUGGCGCUCACUCAGGACGGCAAGGUGUUCUCGUGGGGCGAGGGCGAGGAUGGCAAACUGGGACACGGAAAUUGCGUAUCGCUGGAUAAACCGAAGCUCAUCGAAACGUUGAAGUCGAAAAGGAUCCGAGACAUCGCUUGUGGAUCGGGACACUCGGCGGCGAUCGCGAGCAACGGCGAGCUGUACACCUGGGGCUUAGGCGAGUACGGCAGACUAGGCCAUGGAGACACCAUCACGCAAACGAGACCGAAAUUGGUGCAAGCCUUAGUUGGACAGAGAGUCGUUCAAGUGGCCUGUGGUAGCAGAGACGCGCAAACUAUGGCCUUGACCACCGACGGCUGCGUGUAUUCUUGGGGCGACGGCGACUUCGGCAAGCUCGGUCGAGGCGGAAGCGACGGCUGUUACGUGCCUUUAUUGGUAGAUCGAUUGAGUGGUCUGGGCGUCGUACAGGUGGAAUGCGGGGCGCAGUUUUCUCUUGCCCUGACGAAAUAUGGCGAAGUGUGGACGUGGGGAAAGGGCGAUUACUUCCGCUUAGGUCACGGCAACGAUCAUCACGUUAGAAAGCCCACGCUGGUCGAAGGUUUACGGGACAAGAAAAUCAUUCACGUGGCAGUUGGUGCGCUGCACUGUCUCGCGGUGACCGAUACCGGUCAGGUGUACGCGUGGGGUGACAAUGAUCACGGACAGCAAGGCAACGGAACGACGAGCGUCAACAGGAAGCCGUCGUUGGUGCACGAGCUGGAGGACGCGAGGGUGAACAGAGUAUCCUGCGGCUCGAGUCACAGUAUAGCUUGGGUAUUGGUCGAUCAGCCCAGUAACGGCAACCAAGACCCGGUCGUAUUUCCGACGGUGAGGGAUCCGUUGGGCCAGAUGUGUCUGGGCCUGAAUAACGCGCCUGAGCAGAACAGCGUGGUUGCUGCGACAAGUGACGCCGUCGCCACGAGACCGUCGCUCGCCAGCAUAAUACUCUCGUUAGAGAGCAACGUGGCCAAACAGCAGGCUUUGCAGCACGUGAUAAACGCCCUUCUCAUUAUACAGGCCCGAGUGGCGAUAGUGACGGCUCUGCAGAGCCACUCGAUGCUGAACGGCUGCGCAUCGACGAAGCACGUGUCGCUAGCACCGGUGACGGAAAUAAUACCGCCGUCCGAGGGGGCUAUGACAUCGAGUACGGAGCACGCGGUCUAUCAGAACGUCGGUGACAUCGCGCAAGGCGGGGGUGAGGCUCCGGCGAACGUCGCCGAGGCUGUCAACGUGACCACCAGCCCUAAAUUGUCUCCCGAAUCGGAGGAGUAUCCGCUAGCCAUGUUAGCCAUGUCCAUAUCCAGCUCCGCUAGUCUGUCCUCGCGUGCCUCGAGGAUGUCGACGAGCGCGAUGAGCGUCAUAGCGGCCACUUUGACAUCCAACGCACAGGUGGUGGGCGAGGAUGGUGCAACAGCUUCUGGCUUGGACGAGUUCACGUCAGCGUUAACGGAGGACGAUGCGAGGGUCCUAGUGGACUUGUUAAAGCUCGCGGUAGCCAAUAGAGUCUGCGCGUCGGCCAAAGAGACGAUAGCGUCGGUACUGAUCGCUCUAGGAAAAGUCAACGGUUCUGUCGGUAGUAUGCUCCUGGAACUGUGCGUCACAGAGCUGGAGGACACCGCGGCGAACAGCAAUUGCGUCAACAACUCACCACAACCUGUGGUACAAGAGACGCCGCAUCCUUAUAUAGACGACACCACGUUGACCGGCCACGUAAAGAUACCCGGCGCCGAGGCGCUCCGGGUGGAAUUCGAUCGGCAGUGUUCCACGGAAAAGCGGCACGAUCCGCUCACGAUAAUGGACGGCAGCGGCAGAGUGGUGGCGGUCCGAUCCGGCAGGGAGUGGACCGAGUGGGGCCCGGAGAUCAAGAUCCAAGGGGACGAGCUGAGAUGGCGAUUCUGCUCCGACGGAUCCGUCAACGGCUGGGGCUGGAAGUUUACGGUGUAUCCUAUUCUGGCGAAAACGGCGCCUUACGAGCUCGGAUCCGACAGGGCAGUGUUAUCGCAGCCGACUAUAGCUCUGGCUGAGCAUCUUCUCAUGGACAACAGUCUGAUAAAUUCCGACAGAAACGUUGCCUCGCGUCUGGCCACCGCUCUGGGCCAGUGCAGUCAACUAAGCACUCUAUCCGCGCAACAGAGGAUGUGGGCGUUGAGGAAGUUACAGGUGGUUUACACAAACGGGCCGGGCAUAAGACCCGAGGUGGCACUCUCGUCCCUCCUUAGCUCUCUACCGCAAGCGCUUUUGAGACAGUACACGUACGAAGAUCCUUUGGUUCGAGGCGGCAAGCAAUUGAUGCACAGCGACUUCUUCAAGGUUCUCGUGGCGCUCGCGUGCGACCUCGAGCUAGACGGAACGUCAUUCUGCUCCGAGGUGCACAAGUGGUCCUGGUUCCGAAGGUACUGUCUCGCUGCACGCGUGGCGAAGUCGCUCGUCGACCGUACUCCUCUGCCAAAGGCGUUUUGCUACGAGGUGACGAAGCAACUGAACGAGAUGGCGAUGGACGGCGAUGCCGACUAUACGAAGGAUCAUGAAAAUCACAAUAUAUUCAAGCAGGGACACGACGAGCAGUUGCUACAGUGGCUCAAUCGUCGUCCGGAGGACUGGACGCUCUCGUGGGACGGAUCAGGCGCGAUUUACGGUUGGGGUCACAAUCACCGGGGUCAGCUCGGAGGCUUGGAGGGUCCGAAAGUCAAGCUACCUGCGCCGUGCGAAAGUCUGUCCGCGCUCAGACCGAUCCAACUGAUUGGCGGUGAACAGACUUUGUUUGCUGUAACUGCCGAUGGAAAGAUCUAUUCGACUGGCUACGGAGCUGCGGGACGUCUCGGGAUAGGAGGAACGGACUCCGUUAUGAUUCCGACGCUAUUGGAAUCGAUACAGCAUGUAUUCAUCAAGAAGGUGGCCGUUAGCUCGGGAGGCAAACAUUGCCUUGCUUUGAGUUCGGAGGGUCACGUGUAUUCCUGGGGCGAAGGCGACGACGGCAAAUUGGGACAUGGUAACAAGGUGUCAUACGAUCGGCCGAAAUUGGUCGAGGAUUUACUCGGCGUAGAAAUCGUAGAUAUAGCUUGCGGUGGUCAUCACAGCGCCGCAAUUACCAGCGCUGGUUGGCUCUAUACCUGGGGGAAAGGACGAUACGGACGUCUCGGUCACGGUGACAGCGACGAUCAGUUACGACCGAAGGUAGUGGAAGCUUUGCAAGAGUACAAAGUGAUCGACGUAGCGUGCGGGAGCGGCGAUGCGCAAACGCUCUGCGUAACCGACGACGACAACGUGUGGAGUUGGGGCGAUGGAGAUUAUGGGAAGUUGGGAAGAGGCGGUAGCGACGGAUGCAAGGUUCCGCUGAAGAUAGAUUCCCUGGCCGGGCUCGGCGUAGUUAAAGUCGAAUGCGGCAGUCAAUUUUCGAUCGCUCUAACGAGAUCCGGAGCGGUUUACACCUGGGGCAAAGGCGACUAUCAUCGCUUAGGACACGGCACAGACGACCAUGUCCGUAGACCACGUAAAGUAGCCGCGUUGCAAGGGAAGAAGAUCAUUUCAAUAGCAACGGGCUCCUUGCACUGCGUCGCGUGUUCCGACAAGGGAGAGGUAUUCACUUGGGGCGACAACGACGAAGGCCAGCUCGGCGACGGUACCACGAGCGCGCUUCACAGGCCGAGAUUGGUACACGCGUUGCAGGGCAAGAAAAUCACGCGAGUCGCUUGCGGUAGCGCGCACACGCUAGCCUGGAGUACCGCGAAGGCAACGCAGAGCAGAAUGCCGGCGGCCACGCCGAUGGAAUACGAUCUGGUUAAAGAUCUGUCGUACUCCGUACUGCGCAAUAGGCUGGUAUUACUGCAUCAUUUCGCGGAACUGUUAUGCCCCGCUUUGGCCAUGUUUCCAAUCACCGGGCAUAUCGGGCUGAGCAAGCUGGCUCCUAUGCUGGUUUACAGUAUAAAGGAAGCGACAUUCCGCAAGGUUAUUCAAGCCACGAUGGUCAGAGAUCGUCAGCACGGACCUGUGAUCGAAUUGAACAGGAUACAGGUGAAAAGGGCCAGAGCCAAGGGUGGAUUAGCUGGACCAGAUGGCAUCAAGUCUGUCUUCGGUCAGAUGAUGUCAAAGAUGUCUCUCUUGACACAGGACGUACUGUUUCUACCUCAUAGAGUAUGGAAAGUGAAAUUUGUGGGGGAAAGCGUCGAUGAUUGCGGGGGUGGAUACAGCGAGAGUAUAGCAGAGAUGUGCGACGAAUUGCAAAACGGUUCCCUGCCGCUGUUUAUACCCACGCCAAACGGUCGCGAAGAUAACGGCACAAACCGAGAUUGCUUCUUGUUGAACCCCAUGGCCGACUCCCAAUUGCACAUGAAUAUGUUCCAGUUCUUAGGCAUUUUAAUGGGCAUUGCUAUACGAACCGGUAGUCCAUUGAGCUUAAAUCUAGCCGAGCCGGUUUGGAAGCAACUUGCAGGUAUACCUUUGACACCUGCGGAUCUGACGGAGGUCGACAGGGAUUAUGUCCCCGGCUUGCUUUGUAUCAGAGAUAUGGAUCCUGAUGAGAAAGUCUUUCAGACUUUGGAAAUGCCGUUCUCAACGACAUCCGCUGCUGGGCACGAUGUGGCAUUAUCUAACAGAUAUCUUAAAAUAACACCAGAAAAUAGACACGAAUAUGUAAGAUUGGCGUUAGAUUAUAGACUGCACGAAUUUGAUGCUCAAGUAGCAGCUGUACGAGAAGGCUUAUCGAAAGUCGUUCCUGUGCCCCUAUUGGCACUAUUUAGCGGUGCUGAGCUUGAAACGAUGGUCUGUGGUAGUCCAGACAUACCACUUAAUUUAUUAAAGUCCGUCGCGACAUAUAAAGGUAUCGAAGUGAUUGCGCCACUUGUUCAGUGGUUCUGGGAAGUCAUGGAUGAAUUUACGAAUCAAGAACGAUCGCUUUUCCUUCGUUUUGUUUGGGGUAGAACACGUUUGCCGCGCACAAUCGCAGAUUUUAGAGGCAGAGACUUUGUUUUACAAGUAAUGGACAAGUACAACCCACCGGACCAGUUUCUUCCUGAAAGCUACACUUGCUUUUUCCUCCUGAAGAUGCCGCGAUAUUCCAGCAAAGCGGUUCUACGACAAAAACUGAAAUAUGCAAUUCUCUUUUGUAAGAGCAUCGACACCGACGAAUACGCUCGAGUACAAGCUGCAACCAAUUCCGACACCGAUGAUACAGAUAGUUUAGCAAGCGAAGAACACACUUCGCUUUGAAUCAUUCAUUACGUGAAAUGGUUAUUUGUGUUUGAAAUAGCAUUUCCGUUGACUUCUUUAAACAUGUGUUCACAGAAUCUCCAAAAACAAAAAGUCCUAUUUUUCUUACACAGUAUACUAAUAUGCUACACACUACGCUAAUACUUAAAUACAUGUACUGCUUUUGUAGCACGACCAGUUUAUUGUAUAGUAGAUGUUAAUAACGAAAGGUAUAAAUAAACUAAGAUUAUUAGGGUA
Vollenhovia emeryi is the source of this 14906-nucleotide messenger RNA. RefSeq names its product E3 ubiquitin-protein ligase HERC2 (gene HERC2). Bases 282 to 14669 code for a protein of 4795 amino acids. NCBI's taxonomy places the organism in Eukaryota, Metazoa, Arthropoda, Insecta, Hymenoptera, Formicidae. Gene Ontology annotation, molecular function: zinc ion binding; ubiquitin-protein transferase activity. The record is from RefSeq and is a predicted model, not a curated record. The transcript is spliced from 12 exons. Gene Ontology annotation, biological process: protein ubiquitination.